AACGAUAUUCCCUUCACUGCUCCCACUGUGUUUUCAAAGGUCGGGCAACGCAGAAAAAGAAGAAAGAAAAGAGAAAAGUAGUGAGAGAGAGAGGGAGAGGAGGAAGAGAGAGAGGGGGGAGCUUAUUCACUCACUCUGAUAUCAAUGGCGGUUAGGGUUUUGCAAUUCACCCGAAUACAGUAGCCCGACCCGUGUAAAUCAUAAUUCGACCUUUUUCGUCCAGAAAUUUAACCUCUUUGUCUCUUUUUCUAAACCCUAAUUUUGCAUCCGAAGGUUUGGUAAUUUCUGUUCAGCAUAUUCUAUCCGUGCGGUUCGUGCAGUGAAUUUCGUGUACUUUGUGACGAGGCUAAGUUCUUUGGUUAUUUCCCAUGGGCUCGCAAGAUAAAUCUCCGAACGCUAGCAAUUCCAUGCAGCGUGUUAAAGUAUACCGUCUCAAUGAGGAUGGGAAAUGGGAUGAUCAAGGAACUGGCCACGUAACUGUUGAUUAUUUGGAGAGAUCAGAAGAUUUGGGAUUAUUUGUUAUUGACGAGGAGGACAAUGAGACACUACUGUUGCAUCGGAUCAGCUCGGAAGAUAUCUACCGUAAGCAAGAAGAUACAAUUAUUUCAUGGAGGGAUCCUGAGUUCUCAACUGAAUUGGCUCUUAGCUUCCAAGAGACAACCGGUUGCUCUUACAUAUGGGACCAUAUAUGCAGUUUGCAGAGGAAUAUGCAUUUCAGCACACUAGCCAGUGAGACAUUCCACAGCGUCAACAGUGAGUUGAGGGAGUUGCCUCCAGUUGAACUGUCUACUCUUCCUUUGAUAUUAAAGAUUGUUGAAAGUGGCAUUGCAGAUCAGUUGCGUGUGACUGAACUUAUUUUACAUGAUCAAGUUUUUUUCCGGAAGCUGAUGGAACUGUUUAGAGUAUGUGAAGAUUUGGAAAAUUUAGAUGGUCUUCACUUGAUCUUCAAAAUUGUUAGGGGAAUCAUUUUACUAAACAGCCCUCAGAUCUUUGAGAAAAUGUUCGGGGAUGAGUUGAUUAUGGAUGUAAUUGGGUGUCUAGAAUAUGAUCCGGAGGUACCUCAUUCCCAUCAUCGCAACUUUCUAAAAGAGCAUGUGGUUUUUAAGGAGGCCAUACCCAUUAAAGAUCCUGUAGUCCUUUCAAAGAUACAUCAAAGUUAUAGAGUUGGCUAUCUGAAGGAUGUCAUUUUACCCCGAGCAUUGGAUGAGGCCAUAAUUGCAAAUUUUAAUUCUAUUAUUCACUCAAAUAAUGCAAUUGUUGUUUCCUUGCUAAAAGAUGAUAGCACCUUUAUCAAGGAAUUAUUUGCUAGGCUGAAGUCUCCCAACAUUUCCACUGAAUCAAAGAAAACUCUGGUACACUUUGUGCAUGAGUUCUGUACCUUAAGUAAGAGCUUGCAGAUGGUACAUCAGCACAGAUUAUUUAGGGAUCUUGUGAAUGAAGGCAUUUUUGACGUCAUUGCAGAUGUUUUGCAGAGUGAAGACCAUAAGCUUAUUUUGACUGGGACAGACAUCCUCAUUCUUUUCCAGAAUCUGGAUUCAAAUAUAUUGCGUUCUUAUGUAGCUCGGCAGGAAGGUGUUCUGUUUGAACUUCUGGUGAAGAAUAUGCUUACAGAUUUUGGAGAUGAUAUGCACUGCCAAUUUCUUGAAAUUAUUCGAAGUCUUUUAGAUUCAUUCACUCCAGGAUCGCAGAGAGAAAACAUAGUGGAAAUUUUCUACGACAAGCACUUAGAUCAAUUAAUUGAUGUAAUAACAUCAUGUGCACCACAUAAUGGUAGUCAAAUGGACAGCAAAUCUGUGAGCUCCGAUAGAGGAUCCCGGAGUCAAAGUAAUGUGAAGCCGGAGAUAUUAUUAAAUGUUUGUGAUCUGCUAUCCUUCUGCGUUUUGCAACAUCCUUAUAGGAUAAAAUGCAAUUUUCUUCUUAACAAUGUGGUUGAUAAGGUUUUGUAUCUGACGAAAAGAAGAGAAAAGUAUCUUGUAGUUGCUGCUAUUAGAUUUAUCCGAGCACUUGUUUCUCGCAGUGAUGAGCAUCUGAUGAAUCAUUUUGUAAAGAACAACCUUUUCAAACCCAUUAUAGAUGCAUUUGUUGCCAAUGGGGAUCGUUACAAUCUUCUGAAUUCUGCAGUCCUUGAGCUCUUUGAAUAUAUCCGGAAGGAGAACUUGAAAGUACUACUCAGGUAUCUAGUUGAUACUUUCUGGGAUCAGUUGGUGAAAUUUGAAAAUUUAUCUUCUAUUCACGCACUCAAAGUUAAAUAUGAACAGUUGCUAGAAAGUGCGGGUACAAGAAGCAGUGCUACUGUGUUAGACCAAAGGAAACGAUUGGAUGAACGUGCUUUAGAGAAAGAGGAGGAGGACUACUUUAAUGAAGACAGUGAUGAAGAAGAUUCAGCAUCUGCACAUACUGCUGGCAGUAACAAAGGCCAAUCUCAACCUUCUGUAUUAGUUAAUGGGUCCACAACAAACUACCCAUCCCCUAGGGCUGGUGGACUUGUUGACUAUGAUGAUGAUGAAGAUGAUGAGGAUUACAGGCCCCCUCCUAAAAAGUUGACAGACAUAUCUGAUGAAGAUGAGGGACUGGCAGAGUUCCCCCUGAAACGCAAGUUAGUUUCAAAGGAGGAGCCUGAGCCAAAAAGGUUACAUCGUUCUCCAAAAGGCUUAAAGCCGAGAGAAGGUGUUUUUGCUGCCUUAUGCUCAACCCUAAGUGAGGCGGUACUACCUGGUAAGAGAGUAGGAACUGCAUCACUAAACAUGCCUCCAUCGAAUGUAAACCAGAACACUGUUGAACCAAAUCUGAAAGAGAAGGGGUCUGUUGACUCAUCUGAGCGCACCCAGAAUGCAGAAACAGAAAACAACAGUGAUAAGGAAGAGGUUUCUCCUAGAAGCUUUACCGAUGGGUUGAAUGAUUCUGCUGAUAAUAGGAAGCUUGGGGAUGAUUGUUCUUUGUUGCCACCAAAGUCCUCACCAGAAAUGGCUGUGAAUGGAUCUUGAGUUAUUUGAAAUGAGUAAUUCUGCAUUUUGAGAUACUUGGCUUCUGCUUGUGGAGUCGUCAUCCCGCACAUAUGGCCAAAUUUAAGAGAACUCACCCAGACAGAACGAGGGAUGAGAACAAAUGAAAGCCCCUCAUACUGGGAGAGGAUACUGUACAGUACUAUUGUGAGGAUGCAAAGGACUUGCCUGUAGGCUUUCCUUAUUUAGGUUUCCUCGCAAUUUCAGCUGGGUAAUUGUUGUCAUUGUAAGAUUUCCGUCAAUUGUAGCCUUUUACUAAUAUCUUGCCCUCGCUUGAUUUUCCUGUUUACCUCUGUGUUCUAUAUAGAUAGUCUGAAUUAUAUGUGAUACGGAUAGAGCAGUAAUGCUCCCUUGCAUAGUGUUCCGUUCUCAGGCAGUUGUGGGUCAGUGUUACUGGGGAAAAAGAAAAAGUUAUAGGGACCUCAUCAAGGCCAAAUUUUGUGUUUUGAUGGUAUUGUAUUUGAGUAUUAGGGAAAUGUACAUUAUACAGAGGAAAACUGUGUUCUAAUCAGCCACCAGAUGUACUUUUCCGAUGUAGAUGUAUGUUGGACAAGAGUAUAUUAUAGUUAACAUUUUGCUGUUCUGAGAAAUCUGUUAAGAGGCCAGUGAGAGAGCAUUUCGAUCCUCAUAGUUGCUAUUUUGAAUGAGUUAGAAAUCUGGAGGAAUGUUGUUUACUUGAUAGAUAGUGUGACCCCUGUCCAAAGAAAGUGUAAACAUUUUCAUAGCAGAAGAAUACCUGUAAACCUCUCUUUGUUUCAUGUAUGUCGAUGAUUUUAUUUCCUAAUCUAAUCGUUUGAGGGACUA
Sesamum indicum (sesame) is the source of this 3806-nucleotide messenger RNA. RefSeq names its product binding protein. The record is from RefSeq and is a predicted model, not a curated record. Gene Ontology annotation, biological process: protein dephosphorylation. NCBI's taxonomy places the organism in Eukaryota, Viridiplantae, Streptophyta, Magnoliopsida, Lamiales, Pedaliaceae. Gene Ontology annotation, cellular component: protein phosphatase 4 complex; nucleoplasm. Gene Ontology annotation, molecular function: protein phosphatase activator activity.